AUGAAUUCAACGAAUGGGACUGCAGUAUGCAUUAUCGAAGCCAAUCCCGAUGUCAGUGGAACAGGAAUUCGAGUAUCAAUAUACGCUCUCGCGUUAGGAGGGCGGAUUCUCCAGUUCCUCAUUUCUCAAAUUGCUCGGCCGGAAGAUUGUAGAGAAUUUAGAAGCGCCGUGGACAGCGCCCUCGGCGUCCAAGGACUUGCACUUCUAUGCACGGCCAUCUACCAGACCUUCCGUCAUCAACUCACUCUCUUCCAUGCCAUAUGUGUGAUUCAUCUUCUUGCGCUGCUAGGGAUCAGCGUUGUCUCGCAGGGCCAAUAUCAAGGUCUUGGUCCACGGCGGGUCUUCACAAUCAUAGCCAUUACAGUAAUAUCAGGUGCCGCCUUCGUCGCCUUCAACGCCUAUGUAUGGGCUACUGCUCCAACCUUCGGCAGCCAACCCGACUGCAACUCCUCCACAGUCUACGUCGUCUUCGGGGUCAGUAUCCCCGCCACCGGCCCUGUAUUCCGCUGGCUCAUCAUCGCCACCCUAUCCAUCAUCCCCGUCGGCUUCCUCAUCGGGCUCACCUGUGCUGCGCCCUGUAUAGGCCUCCUCUGCUACUUAAAGCGCAAGCAUGACCUCGGGCCCAUGUCGACUUGGGAGACUACGCCCAACCCCAGCCAAGUUGAAAACCCUCGCGUUAGUCAGUGGGUCGGUAUGCUUUCAAUGGUGGGGUUUAGUAUUUAUGCUGUUGUUUCGCUGGAGCAAACGAUCUCGAGGAAUAAUAUUGGCGAGCAAGAGCGCGAGUGGACGUUUGGGCAGAUUCUACCUGUGUUUGUCUUACUGGGUGUUGUGAAUGAAUUGACUAAUAUGUUUUUGGCGCAUUUGGAUAGGAAGGCGGCUGGGGUGGCGACUGCUGGGAGGAGUGGGAAUAGGGGCUCGGGGGAUAGUGCAAGAGAGGGCACUGAGCUUAUUUCUUCUGCAUGA
This is a messenger RNA of Venustampulla echinocandica, 963 nucleotides long. RefSeq lists its product as uncharacterized. Bases 1 to 963 code for a protein of 320 amino acids. NCBI's taxonomy places the organism in Eukaryota, Fungi, Ascomycota, Leotiomycetes, Helotiales, Pleuroascaceae. The record is from RefSeq and is a predicted model, not a curated record. The transcript is spliced from 3 exons.